GUGCAGGCACAGCGUCACUACAGUAACAGUAGCAACAGGUCGCCAUGAGCGGUUCCGGCAAAGGGCUCCUGGGCUUGUGGCUCUACCGCACUGGAGAGGAGUGGGCCUUGAAGGAAGGGCCGCCACGCUCGGCACCUUCUCAGGCUAAUGGACAAUCUUCCGGGUCUGUGAGAACUUGCGAGCUCUCUCAGGAUGUCAAGAAUCCCCACAACUCCGUGGUCUUCUCCCUCAAGAACCAGGUCGGGGGUCUCGCUCGUGCCCUUCAAGUUUUCCAGGAUUUGGGAGUAAAUGUGCUGCAUAUUGAAUCGAGACCUUCGAACCGGCGGGAGUCUGAGUUCGAGAUCCUGGUGGACGUGAAGUGCGACAACAAGAGAAUGGAAGAUUUGGUGAGCCACUUGAGACGCGAGGUAUCGGCCAUCAACUUAGCUCAGUACGAAGAUGGCGCCGACUUGCCCCCUCUUCCACCCACACCGCUGUCAGCUGCAGCAAGUUUCGAUUUCGGGGAGAUGCCGUGGUUCCCGCGCAAGAUAUCGGACCUGGACAAAGCCCAGCGCGUCUUAAUGUACGGCUCAGAUCUCGAUGCUGAUCACCCGGGCUUCAAGGACCCGGUGUACCGCAAGAGACGAGAGCAAUUCGCGGACAUCGCCAACUCAUACAAAUACGGACAGCCUAUUCCCAAGGUGCAAUACACGGCAGAAGAAAUCAGGACAUGGGGAACGGUGUUCAGGGAGCUUCAUAAGCUGUACGUAAUCCACGCCUGUAAGGAGUAUUUAGAGAACUGGCCUCAGCUUGUCAAGUACUGUGGCUAUAGGGAGGAUAACAUUCCCCAGCUGCAGGAUGUUAAUUUGUUCUUAAAACGAAAAACUGGUUUCCAGCUGCGCCCUGUAGCAGGCUAUUUGUCUCCAAGAGACUUCCUAUCAGGACUUGCUUUCAGGGUGUUCCAUUGUACACAGUACAUCCGUCACUCAUCAGAUCCAUUUUACACUCCUGAACC
Messenger RNA from Cryptotermes secundus, 994 nucleotides. It is a transcript of the gene Trhn, whose product is annotated as tryptophan 5-hydroxylase 1. Gene Ontology annotation, cellular component: neuron projection. Lineage: Eukaryota; Metazoa; Arthropoda; Insecta; Blattodea; Kalotermitidae. The record is from RefSeq and is a predicted model, not a curated record. Gene Ontology annotation, molecular function: tryptophan 5-monooxygenase activity; iron ion binding. Gene Ontology annotation, biological process: aromatic amino acid metabolic process.